CGGUGCCGGUGCCGGCUGCGGCAGAGCCGGGCGGGCGGCGGCGGCGCGGCCAUGGCGGCGCCGCGGAGCGAUGGCGAGCGGCGGAAGCAGAUCAGCGUGCGGGGCCUGGCGGGGCUGGGCGACGUGGCCGAGGUGCGCAAGAGCUUCAACCGGCACCUCCACUUCACGCUGGUCAAGGACCGCAACGUGGCCACCCCCCGCGACUACUACUUCGCGCUGGCACACGCGGUGCGCGACCACCUCGUGGGGCGCUGGAUCCGCACGCAGCAGCACUACUACGAGAAGGACCCCAAGCGUAUUUAUUACCUGUCCCUGGAGUUCUACAUGGGACGCACCCUGCAGAACACGAUGGUGAACCUGGGCUUGCAGAACGCUUGUGACGAAGCCAUUUACCAGCUGGGUUUGGACUUGGAGGAACUGGAGGAAAUUGAAGAAGAUGCUGGGCUGGGAAACGGAGGCCUGGGCCGCUUGGCAGCUUGCUUCCUGGACUCCAUGGCCACGUUGGGGCUGGCAGCGUAUGGUUACGGCAUCCGCUAUGAAUUUGGUAUCUUCAAUCAGAAGAUUGUCGAUGGCUGGCAGGUGGAGGAGGCUGAUGACUGGUUGCGCUAUGGCAAUCCCUGGGAGAAAGCUCGCCCGGAGUAUAUGCUUCCUGUGCACUUCUACGGCCGAGUGGAUCACACACCUGAGGGUGUGAAGUGGAUUGAUACUCAGGUUGUCCUUGCUAUGCCUUACGAUACACCGGUGCCAGGAUAUAAGAACAACACUGUGAACACCAUGAGGCUGUGGUCUGCGAAGGCGCCUAAUGACUUUAACCUCCAGGAAUUCAAUGUGGGUGACUACAUCCAGGCGGUGUUGGACAGAAACCUGGCAGAAAACAUCUCCAGAGUCCUGUACCCGAAUGAUAAUUUCUUCGAAGGCAAAGAGCUGCGGCUGAAACAGGAGUAUUUCGUGGUGGCUGCUACCCUCCAAGAUAUUAUCCGCCGCUUCAAGUCUUCCAAAUUUGGUUGCCGAGAUCCUGUAAGAACAUGCUUUGAAACCUUCCCGGACAAGGUAGCUAUUCAGCUAAAUGACACCCACCCAGCCCUUGCCAUCCCAGAGCUCAUGCGGAUCCUGGUGGACAUGGAGAAAGUGGAUUGGGACAAGGCCUGGGAAAUCACAAAACGGACCUGUGCAUACACCAACCACACCGUACUGCCUGAAGCCCUGGAGCGCUGGCCAGUCUCCAUGUUUGAAAAGCUGCUGCCGCGUCACCUAGAGAUCAUUUAUGCCCUCAACCAAAGACAUCUGGACCAUGUGGCAGCUCUCUAUCCAGGGGAUGUUGACCGUCUCAGGAGGAUGUCGGUGAUCGAGGAAGGGGACUGCAAGCGCAUCAAUAUGGCGCACCUCUGUGUGAUCGGCUCCCAUGCUGUGAACGGUGUGGCCCGUAUCCACUCUGACAUUGUGAAGAACUCAGUAUUCAAGGAUUUCUGUGAGCUGGGGCCAGAGAAGUUCCAAAACAAGACGAAUGGGAUCACACCGAGGCGCUGGCUCCUGCUGUGCAACCCAGGACUAGCCGAUGUUAUUGCUGAGAAAAUUGGAGAAGGCUUUAUCACGGAUCUGAGCCAACUGAAGAAGCUACUGAAUUUCAUCAAUAACGAGACUUUUAUCAGGGAUGUGGCGAAAGUUAAACAGGAGAACAAGCUGAAGUUCUCAGCCUACUUGGAGGAGCAGUACAAGGUCAAGAUCAACCCUUCCUCUAUGUUCGACAUUCAGGUGAAGCGAAUCCAUGAGUACAAGCGCCAACUGCUGAACUGCCUGCAUGCUAUCACCCUCUACAACCGCAUCAGAAGUGACCCAUCCAAAUCCUUUGUACCCAGGACUAUCAUGAUUGGAGGAAAGGCGGCCCCUGGCUACCACAUGGCCAAGAUGAUCAUCAAACUCAUCACAUCCAUUGGUGAGGUUGUCAACAGUGAUCCAUAUGUGGGGGACAGACUCAAGGUCAUCUUCCUAGAGAACUAUCGGGUAUCCUUGGCUGAGAAAGUGAUCCCAGCAGCUGAUCUCUCCCAGCAAAUCUCCACAGCUGGCACAGAGGCCUCAGGCACUGGCAACAUGAAGUUCAUGCUGAACGGGGCCCUCACCAUCGGCACCAUGGAUGGGGCCAAUGUGGAGAUGGCCGAGGAGGCAGGCGAAGAAAACCUCUUCAUCUUCGGCAUGCGGGUGGAGGAUGUGGAGGCCCUGGAUCGCCGCGGGUACAACGCACGGGAGUACUACGACCGCCUGCCAGAGCUGCGGCAGGCUAUUGACCAGAUCAGCAGUGGCUUCUUCUCCCCUCGAGACCCUGGUUGCUUCAGGGACGUUGUCAACAUGCUCAUGUACCACGACAGGUUUAAGGUUUUCGCUGACUACGAAGCCUACGUUAAAUGCCAGGGCCAAGUGGACCAGCUGUUCAUGGACUCCCGCGAGUGGACUAAGAAAGUCAUCAGGAACAUCGCGUGCUCGGGCAAGUUCUCCAGUGACCGGACCAUCACGGAGUAUGCCCGGGAGAUCUGGGGCGUGGAGCCAUCUGCCGCCCAAAUGCCCCCACCCAACGUGCCGCGGGAGUGAUGGCUCAGCAUCCCUAGCCGCGUGCAGUAGGCUGCCCCUUCCUGCUCGUCAUGCGCUGCUCGCGCUGCCCUACAGCCGACCCCGCAAGCCCCUCGCCCAGGUGGAGCCACACGUCCCGCUCCAUGGCCGGGACACGCUGGCACUUGCGUCGUCCUCGGGGAGACGGCGUUUAACGCCCCGUAGCGCAGCAGUAGACCUCCCCCCCCCCCACCCACUGUGACAGCAACUCAUUAAAAAAAAAAAAAAAAAAAAAAAAAAAAAAACACCCUACAACGGGCGUUAGUUUGCUUUCCGCUGUGCUGACUUGCCCGCCUUGCACCUGGGGUGGGGUGGAGGGGUCAGGCACAGCCAGGCCGCCGCCGCGCUGGGCUUUCUCCGCUCUCGCUCCCCGAGCACCAUGCUGACACCAGCACAGAGCAGAGCCCAGGCUGUGCUGGGCGUACAGGCUCAGCUAAGGACAUAGGGGACUCCCAUGCUUGAACCCCUACCAGUUUUCCCCCCCCCUCCCCCCCCCCCCCAAAAAAAAAAAACCCUCUGGCAAAGCAGGUGAAGCCACAAUGCUCAGCAUUGAACGCUUUUAUUAAAACUACACCACUUUUUAAGAUAAACAUUUCAGUUUAAUUUUCCAAGCAUCUCAACUGGCCAAAUAACUGGACUGGACACGUUGGGAUCACCAAUGCCAGCAGUUCCCGCGCUGGCCCCUCAGCUCCGUCCCCUGGGAGGAAGGCAGCCAGCCUCUGCCUCAGGCUGCAGCAGGCAAGUUGCACCCCAGUGCCAAAUAAGUGUUUCUGUUCCAUCAGUGCAAUAAAUAUAAGUGCAUCAAACAUAAUUUCAGUGGCACGGUUAGCUUAUAAGUAUCAUGGGUCAGAAACCCCGGGGAUAACCACGCUACAGCAGAAGAAUCUCAAGAGCUACCGUCUACUCUGCAACUAGCACAAGCCUGCAGCUACAACUCGGAUGCACGCUGAGUGGCUUCCACUACGCCGCGCACCCCGCGUUAGCGAGCAGCGCCUUUGGGCGGCACGACUCGCCUCCAAGCACGAGCAGCGAGACCUACGGCACGCAGUGCGGCCCAUGUAGAGCAACGGGGUCGGGGCCCGGUCCCCAGCUGGCCUCUGCAAGACCCUCUGCCAUCUCAGCGCAGAGCUCACCGGUGGCGUAGAAUGGCCCCCCGCUCCAGUCAAAGUGGUGUGGGGGCGGCCCCAGAGGCUCUCGCUGCAGGAAGACGGCUCUUUUUUUUCCCCCACUUCUGCCUCCUGGAGCAGGAAAACUCAACAUAAGGAAUUAAAAGGCAGAUGGGAGAGGGGGAAAUAAAAGCAAGCAAAAAAAAAAAAAAAAAAAAAAAAAAAAAAAGAAAGAAAGAAAGAAAGAAAGAAAAGACUUAGAAGAAAAAGAAAAGAAUAAAAAACAAGGCCCUUUUCCGCCCCAAGGAAGCCCAGGUCUGCACGCACACGUGCGGGGAGAGCAGAGCGGAGGACCAUCAUCCUCCCUGAGGAUGCUGUUCACGGAGAGGGGCGAUCAGGCAAAAAGCAAUCCCAUGCUCUCCGGCUUAACCUCCCGAGUUCGCAAUUUAUCAACAAAAAGUCACUUCAGUCCCAGUCGGGGAGCGUACGUGAAGAAAGGGAGGAGUUUCCAAGAGGACAAACAGGGAAUAGGAACGAUGUCCAGAAAGAAAAGAUGAAAGAGCAUUAAUAUUUUCCAUUAGAUACAUGUUGGAAAAGGAAGGGGGAGAUCUUUCAUUUUUAUUUCCAAAUGUGUGCAAUUAGCCCAACACUCGCAACACAAUGUGACUGAAGAGCUAAAUAAAAUCACCACUCACUACCCCGA
Rhea pennata is the source of this 4410-nucleotide messenger RNA. RefSeq names its product glycogen phosphorylase B (gene PYGB). Gene Ontology annotation, cellular component: cytoplasm. Gene Ontology annotation, molecular function: glycogen phosphorylase activity; pyridoxal phosphate binding. The record is from RefSeq and is a predicted model, not a curated record. Gene Ontology annotation, biological process: glycogen catabolic process. The transcript is spliced from 21 exons. NCBI's taxonomy places the organism in Eukaryota, Metazoa, Chordata, Aves, Rheiformes, Rheidae. The coding region runs from base 52 to 2583 and encodes 843 amino acids.